Haliotis rufescens (red abalone) is the source of this 2763-nucleotide messenger RNA. RefSeq lists its product as uncharacterized. The transcript has a single exon. Lineage: Eukaryota; Metazoa; Mollusca; Gastropoda; Lepetellida; Haliotidae. The coding region runs from base 695 to 1732 and encodes 345 amino acids. The record is from RefSeq and is a predicted model, not a curated record.
UACCCUGCGAGACUUUCUGAAGACGUGGUUGGUUAGACUUUCUUGUUCAGAUGAAGAUGAGGCCAAACAGUGUUCACUGAUGUUCCUGAUCUCGGAUGUUCCUGUUCUCGGGUGAUCAGAAGACACGGGAUUAAUUGAUUCAAUGAUUUGAACGUGUGAGUCUCGUUUUGGCGUCUUCACCAAGAGUGUACGAAUUUUCCCUUUGGUGGAAAGUGAAGUUGGGUAUCAACAUAGAAGUUAACAGUCUGCACAUAGGACAAAAUCAAGCAAUACUGAGCGGACGAUUCCGCCGUUUGAGAACAGGCACGUUGGGGAUAAUAUUGCCAGAAAGACGGAACUGGUAUAGAAGGAAAAGGCACCAGGCGACAAUGUGUGAAACCCUUUUCUGUCGUCCCCCGCCAAUUGCUGGAAUAUUGCUAAAAGCGGCGUAAAACAAUACUCACUCAUCAGGCGACACAUUAUUAAUAACUGAUGCUUACCAGAAGAAAGUGAAGAGAAGUGUUCAAACAGUACUGUAAUGACAAUUUGAAGAUUUGCAUGAAACAACUGCACAUUCCACGUGUUUGUAAAUACCCACUGUACGUCAUAUUUAUGAAGCAUGUUCGACAGUUCAUGUGCCGUGUCCUAGCCCAUGGAAAAUCACCCCUAAUCCUUGGAUAUUAAGGGAGUGGGAUAGUAUCGGUUCUAUGGCAGUAUGGAUACGGUUCUGCCAACCAGACGCUUUUCAGCUGAAUAUAUAAAACAACAACCUGAGUUUCAGUUCAUCAAGUCUGGCGUGUUCGGGGAGUAUUCCCGUGUGUCUGUAGAUCUGUCAGUCUACGCACGACGGCCAUAUUCUAUGAAUAUAGAUUCUGGUGACCAAUCGCCUAACACCGGAACCGGAAGUGAUAGUUCGAAGUUCAGCAAUCCUGCUUACCUCCGACCAUCAACAACAAGCGCAAUAAAAAUAGUUCAUAAAGUGAAUAAGAAAUAUGCAUCAAUUUCAACGAUACCACGACCAAAAACGUCUCUAGGAUUUUGCUCUCAAACCAAAGACAAUGAAUCUUUAAAACCAGGAAAGGAGAGAAAGGUGAGUGAAGUGACGUGGAAAUCAAAUACUGUGGAAGCUGAUUACAAAAACGUGAACCCCGGAAGGAAAAAAUCAUAUUACGAUCCAGCAUUCGAAAAAUCGAAAACCUUUCUCCAUAAGAAAAAUGACAUGUUUAGCAAAACUAACCAAUACCUGACACCAGCUCGACCUGGCCUGAGGAAUCUUCAGCUGCACUACACCGGCAUCAACACCACCUACAACGACAGAGUCAUCUUCGCAGACUUGCUGCAGUCUGCACACAAGAAAAAUGCAAUAGUAGGGGACGAAGUAUACAGCCUUGAACGACGCCUGUACACGAAAAGAGCGGAUCCAGCGAAAUCCACAACAUUCUGGGACCGAGGGGACGUGGUCAGCCCCCCAGCUAGAAAAGGAACUGCCAGAACUGUUGCUCAAAGGAAGAAGGAACGACGGCAGAAGAUUCAGGUUAAGAAUGAAAAGAUUAAGCUGGGGUAUGUCCCAAGAGCGAAAUCCUUGACCAUUCCUAGCGUGGAGGACAUGGAAGAGUUGAGGUUCAACUGUCGGUACCUCAGGAUCGACCCCCGGCACCAGCAGCAUCUCUACAACACCGGCCUCGUGUUCUACGGUCAGGACCACAGUGGUCCGGAGCCUGGAGCUCUGACGUGUGACGGUGAGGAGAGUUAAGCGGGGGAUCGUGCAUCUUCCCGAGGCAAGGGAGUUAACUGGCUAUAAAAGGAUCCCGGAGUUACAUUUUGGCAUGACUAACGAGUCUAUGCAUAGUCCAAUAAAAAUCAGUUAAAGAACUAGACAUCCGGUUCGUAAACAACAUGGAUUUCAACAUGCAGAUUUCAGUCGACUGCAGCAUUUGCAAAGCAUGUGUACCGCUGACUGUGUGUCGACAGAUAUUUACCAAAUCUUUUCAUGUUUUAGUCAAGGUGCUCAAGUGAUUUGAUGCAGUUCGUGGGGUAAGACCCGUUCUAUUACAAAAUUGAUCUUGAUAAACGAUCAGAUCGUCUUGACAGGGCGCCGCCAUUUUGUUUGAAGAAAAUACAAGUGAUAUGAGAGAGGUGGAAUCUGAUUGGUCAAUAGGAGGGAAAUGGAAAGGACAUAACUAGUAAUAGCCACUGGUGGCGCUACGAUCGAGCCUGGACAUUGCAGCCCAGUUCGGCAAGGGUGGAGACUGAACUUUUAUCUCGGCGAGAUGGGGAUGGUGUUUUCAGGGUCAGGGAGACACUGGACCCGAGGCUGGACCCGAGGCUGGACCCGAGGCUGGACCUUCUCCCUGUACCAACAAGCAGAGUUAAUAGCAACUGAGAUCAUGAUGGGAAGUGGGAAACCCAGUUUAAGCGUUGUUUCUGACACCGAAAACCCGGCUCGAAUACCCAAAUGGUUUAAGUGUGUAUGUGUGACAUUCAAUAUUGCGUGAAAUGCUUGAAACCAAAAACUCAAUCAGUCAUUGUGCAAGCAGACUGUAAAAGACUAAACAGGCACUUCAGCAACACUUGCUUCCAAUGUUAUCCUGGGUCCACUUGCACAAAGCGCUCUUAGCGAUAAUAGGAUCUUAACUCCCAAACUUUAACAUAGGCUUACAAUAGUCUUCGCCCUAAGAUCGCUUUGUGCAUGUGGGCCCUGGUCCCCUGACGCUCGGGUGUGUUAUAUCACCUUGUGCUACUACUGUUACCAUCUGGAUGAUCUCCGUCUUGUGUCUCGGGCGC